CUGCACCACGUGGACCCUGGAAGUUUAGAAGUUGCAGCAUGGUUUGUGGGACAUUGUAAGUAGGAUGGAGUUGUACGAGGAUCCUUAUUGUCCCAGCCGGCCAGCACGUAGAACUCAGUGGCUAGUGAGCGCCCUAGCUUAUCAUUAUGGGCUGGACAGAGGAGUAGAGAACGAGAUUAUUGUCCUGGCCACUGGACUGGACCAGUACUUGCAGGAGAUUUUUCACCACAUGGACUGCCAGGGCUUGGGGACAAUAAAAAGUGACGAAUUUCAGAUGCUAUGUGAGGUCCUAGGGCUGGAUCAAGAGGUGGAUGCAGAAGAAUGUGAAGGUUUGCUUGACGACCUCCCAGAAGAGGUCACUUUUAGGCAGUUCCAUGGCAGACUAUGUGGGUAUUUCAGCACCAAAGCUGGAUGCCAGUCUCGCACUGGUCGACUGCCGGUGGGGAAAGAAAGUGAGCACAUAGAGACCCAGAUCAGGCUCAGAAGCCCCCUGAGACGCAGGGACAAGCACCGGGAACUGGCAGCAGGCAGGAGCCCAGACUGCAGGCAGGCUGGAACUUGCUCCAGGGAAUGCUAUGAGGAAAUAGUGGCUUUGGAGCAAGCUGAAGAUAGAAUUAUCAAACUGGAGGAUGAGAACACCAGUCUUAGGGAACUGGUAGAGGACAUGAGAGCAGCUCUACAAAGUAGUGAUGCCAGGUGCCUGGCACUGCAGGUGGGACUAAGAAAAAGUCACGCUAAUCACAAAAUAAACCAAGGCUGCAUUAUGUCGGACAGGAGGGUGCUAUCUCAGAGCUACACACUGACCACUAGAUGUGUUCAAAGUGUCAUGAGAGAAGUCAACUUAAUCCAGAGCUCCCGGGAUAAUCAGAUCGAAGAGGUGAUCAGGAUUAACAAAGAACUGGAAGAUGAGUUGGAAAAGUCUCAGAAAGCUUUAUCAUAUUUAGAAGACUGUAAUCAGCAACUGAAAAGAGAACAGAAGGAAAUGAGACGGAAAGCAGAAGAAGCCAGACAAGCUGUUCUCAAAUGUUUUGGGAAAGUUAAGGAUUUAGAAGAGGAGUCCAAUCAAGUGCCAUUUUUACAGAUGCACAUACAACAGCUGGAGGUAGAACUGCAGCAUUUUAGAAGUAGUGAGCAAAGUGCAGCUUUUGACCUUGAGAGAGAAGGUCCUUCCUCAGAGGCAGUUGUCCUAAAUACCAUUACCCCUUCUCCAGAAGGAGGUUUAUUUCCACCAGAGGUUGAUGCUCGGUUGGCGUGGCGCUUUUACAGCUUCUUGAGGGCCAGCAAAGAGCUUAUCUGUGUCCUCUUAACCUGGGGGCACCAGCUGCCAUUUUCAGUCUUUUCUUUCAGCCGUCUCCCCGUGGUGCUUGUUAGCUGUCCUUCUAUCAUGGCUGAUAAAACCGUAACCGAUGCUAUUAUCCCUAAAGAGCCUGAGAGGAUGGAAGAGGCUGCUGCACAGUCAACCUCAACAGAAAAGUCUGAAGAAGUUGAUGUGGAUGCUGAAGCCAAACAACUACUUGGUGCAGGACACAGGCAUCUGGUUAUGAAAGACAUCCGUGCUGCUGUAAAUGCAUUCCAAGAGGCAAGCGGCCUUCUAGCAAAGAAACAUGGGGAGACAGCUGAUGAGUGUGCGGAAGCAUUUUUUGCUUAUGGAAUUAGUCUUCUUGAAUUAGCGAGAAUGGAGAAUGGUGUACUUGGUAAUGCCCUAGAAGGAAUGCCAGAAGAGGAGGAAGAGGGUGAGAAGGAAGAUCCCAAUAUUCCAAGUGCAGAUAAUCUUGAUGAGAAAGAAAGGGAGCAGUUGAGAGAGCAGGUUUACGAUGCAAUGGCUGAAGAUGAAGCAAAACCAACCAAUGGACAUGCUGAAGCUGAAAGCAAACCAAAGGAAGAUGUUGACAUGGAGACAAAGGAAAGCAAUGGUGAUGUACCAGAAAGUGAGGAAAAGAAAGAUGCAGAAAUGGAGGAAGAUAAACCUGAAGAUUCAAAGACUGAAAGCAAUAAACCGGAGUUGUCAAAGACCAAAAACCAACCUGAGUCAUCAAAAGAUGAAAGCAAACCUGAGGCAUCAAAGGAUGUAAGCCAACUUGAAGAAUCAAAAGAUGAAAGCAAACCUGAAGCAACUAAGACAGAAAGCAAACCUGAGGCAUCAAAGGACGAAAGCAAACCUGAAGAAUCAAAGAAUGACAGCAAACCUGAGGUAGCUAAGGCUGAAAGCAUUAAACCUGAAGACUCAAAGACUGAAAGCAAACCUGAGUCAACUAAGACUGACGGCAAUAAACCUGAAGAAUCUGCAGAAGCAGGUAAGCCAGUGAAGACAAAGACUGAUGAAAAAGCUGACAAACUUGAGAGUGAAAAGCAGGAAACAGAAGCAGUAGAGCAAGGUGAAGAAAAAACUAAAGAGGUGGAUGCAAAAGUAGUUGUGGAUUCUUCUGAGGCAAAGGAAGAAAAUUCAGUCAAAGAAUCUGAAACCAAGGAUGGUGACUCUGAAGCUGCUUCAAAAGACCUAGAGCCUAGUAAAAGUGAGAAGCAAGCUGAGGAAAAGACAAAUGAAGACCAAGAACAGAUGGAUGCUGAAGAAGAGGAGGGCUCUGAAGAAGAGGCUGAAGGAUCUGAAGAAAAAGAAAAUGAAGAGGAUGAUGUUGGAAAUCUGCAGCUUGCUUGGGAAAUGUUGGACUUAUCAAAAGUAAUUUUUCAAAGACAGAAGACCAAAGAAGCUCAGUUAAAAGCUGCUCAGGCACACCUAAAACUAGGUGAAGUCAGCGUUGAGUCAGAAAACUAUUCCCAAGCAGUGGACGAUUUCCUUGCAUGUCUAAACAUCCAGAAAGAACACUUGGAAGAACAUGACAGACUUCUUGCAGAGACCCAUUACCAGCUUGGUUUGGCCUACCAAUACAGUAGCAAGCAUGAAGAGGCAAUUUCUCACUUUAACCAGUCUGUGGAGGUGAUCGAAAAGAGGAUGGCUGUACUAACAGAGCAGAAAAAUAAAGCUGGGGAAGAACCUACUGCAGACAUCCAAAAGGAAAUGGAUGAACUGAAAGGCUUGCUCCCUGAUAUUAAGGAGAAAAUUGAAGAUUCAAAAGAAGCACAGAAAACUGCAAAGACAACAGAAAUAGCACUUAAAGAAACUCUGGCUGGAUCAUCUGGAUUUUCACAAGAAAAUGGAAGCACUUCUUCUGCUAUCUCUGUGGAAAAGGAGAACACUGUACCUGCAACCAACUGUGUAUCAGAUAUUUCCCAUCUGGUCAGGAAAAAGAGGAAACCAGAAGAGGAGAGUCCCCUAAAAGACAGCGAAGCUAAGAAACCAAAACCAGAACUGGUUGAAAAUGGAGCAGGCAGUGGAGAUGCUGUAGUACCUACUAAUGAAGAAGCAGAGAAAGCUGAAGAGGCAGAUAAGCAGACGCCCAUGGAGACUGGAGCUGUGGAGAGUACUGCGUGAUGAAUGGACAGAAUAUUUUUGUAUAUAAGUUUUUCCACUUUGGUUCAGAACGUCUUUUGUAAAGUUAAUAAAGGUUAAUUAAAGCUGUAAAAAAAAAAAAAAAAAAA
Messenger RNA from Bombina bombina (fire-bellied toad), 3537 nucleotides. RefSeq names its product EF-hand and coiled-coil domain containing 1 (gene EFCC1). Lineage: Eukaryota; Metazoa; Chordata; Amphibia; Anura; Bombinatoridae. The transcript is spliced from 5 exons. The record is from RefSeq and is a predicted model, not a curated record. Gene Ontology annotation, molecular function: histone binding; calcium ion binding. Gene Ontology annotation, cellular component: nucleoplasm. Bases 65 to 3430 code for a protein of 1121 amino acids. Gene Ontology annotation, biological process: CENP-A containing chromatin assembly; DNA replication-dependent chromatin assembly.